Messenger RNA from Staurois parvus, 394 nucleotides. The record is from the annotation of a GenBank genome assembly. NCBI's taxonomy places the organism in Eukaryota, Metazoa, Chordata, Amphibia, Anura, Ranidae.
CGGGUCGGUAGCAAACGGGCAGGCAAGGUACAAGGAGCAGGCGGAAGAGUAGUCAGGAAUAGCCGAGGUCGGUACAGGCAGAGUUCGUGCAGAGUCAGGAUUCAAGCAGGCAGGAUCAGGAUACAGGGGCCAAGGGAAACUAUACACCAAGGCACUGACUGCAGGCCUGGCCACUCCUUAAAUACACCUACUGCACUCAGCCUCAGGUGAUGACUUGAUUGCAGGAGUGAGCUUCUGGCUGCUGAGAGCACCCGCUGGCCAGCCCUGGUACUGCAGCCCACACGGCAGGUGAGUCCCACCACCAGUGUUGAGUCCAUUCCUGACACUUCAGCCCAAUCCACCCACUGCCAUGCUACGUCAUGGCAAUAUUCAGUCCAAACCAUCCACAGCUUCC